ACACACACACACACACACACACACACACACACACACACGUCUUAUCAAUGGCAAAGUAGGGGACAAACAGAUCAAUGGGCACUGCUCACAUCAACAUAAUGGCAGACUUUCAGUCGCAGGCAGAACCUGGGGACGACAUUUCAUUAACCCAGGAUAAUUUUCGGGAUCUAAAUCGAUAUGGCCUCCCAGGCUCUCGCCACCUUAAAUUUGGAGCAGGUACAGCAAACUUGAAAUCAAAUUUUCUGUUGUUGACUCAUUUUUGACUUUUCAGACCUCUAUGCUGCCAUUCUCAUUUCUCUCCAAACUGCUAGAUCUACACGACUUCCACUUGAGGCACAUCUACAAUAUGAUUAAAUAUGAUCUUCGAUUUUAAAUUUUUAUGACAGUCUGAUCAUAUUUAUUAGUUCUGUCAAGAUGCUCUUAAUCUAAUUCGAAAUAUGCGUUUUAAGAUGAGGUGAACAAUGUACAUUUUAACUCAGGGGAAACUUUUUUUUACAGCAGGAGGUUGUUUCUCAUUUCCAAGCCACCAGCUGGUUGUUCUGGGUCUGGGCCUGCUGAAUGCUAUUCUUCUGAUAAUUGCUGUCAUCACUGGAGUUUACUGUAAGUAUUAGAGAUCACAAAAAACUGCUGAGUCCCAAACCAUCUUUGGCAAAAUUAGAUAGGCUCUCGUACUUAGUCUCAGUGCCACUUUGCCCGACAACUAUUUGUUAAUACUUUAGCUCUACUUAAAGCUCCUGUAAGAAGUUUUUGAUAUUUAUGAAAUAGACAGUAAUACAUAGUGAUAUGAUAUUAUGACACACAAAAGCAAACAAGUAUUAUAUAGUAUUAUUUGGCAAAUUUCAAAGCCUGAAACUGGUGGUGGUGGUUACUUAAGCAUGCAUGGGCCAUGAUGAGUAAUGGUUUCCAUAAGGAGUGCCACAACUGACACUGUCCAAAAGUUCCCCACAGUGGCUUUAAUUGAUUGUAUGGUCUAUUAAAUAUCACUAGAGAGGCAAAAGACACAAUUAUGUAACAAGAGCUUUAAAAGGAUCAAGCCAUUCAAAGCGUAACAAUUCAUCUGAGAUCUCAUUAGUUGUCUUCUACUAAUUUAUUCGCAACUAAUUGUUUCAAUUUUUUGUAAUAUAGGAUGUGAUUUCUACAAGGUGAUUUUUACGAGUGAUAUCCGAGAUGCUAACAAGACGGAACAGUGGGCAGCAUGUAGGCUAACAGGAUCUUAGCUUUUGAAAGAGGUCUUAUUGGAAGCUAACUAAAAGAUAGAAUCUGCAGCCACGCUAACAGCUCUAUCAGCACCUAAAUUGGCUUAGUGCAGAGUGUAGUGCUGAGUAGGCCAGAUUAAAGUCAACAUGCUGAAAUGCUCACAAAAAUGAUGCCAGCUGAGGCCAAUGGGAUUUUAUCUUGGACUAUUGCUUUUAAUUCCCUAAUUUUGGAUAAAUUAAGUAAAUCUAUUUAUCUCUUGGUCAUAAUUGAGGUGUCACAAAGUUUUUCCAGUCUUGUGAUAAAAUGAAUACCUGUUACAACUUGCUGUCAGUCCCAAAAGUCCUAUAGAGUCGUUGUUGAAUGGCCAACAGACAAGUGUUGCUUGGUGUUUCCACAGACAAAGAAGCCUGUCACCCCAAAACAGAUUUUCCACACUUUUUUUGGUUUGUCUUUUAUGAUGUGUUUUUCUGCCUCAGGUGUCAAAGCCAGCUCUUUUCAGGUCCCUGUUUCAGCUGCCUCACCCCUCCUUGCUGAGUUUAACUUCCUACGAAACCAAAGUGGUAUCAUCAAAGAUACAGUGGACACCAAGGUAGCAAUAGCAAAACAGCAGGCCAGUCACAUGGAUCAGAAGCUGCAGUUGAAGCAGCACCAGAUCAGCACAGACAAACUACAGAGUGAGGUCGAGACACUGCGCACCGAGAGAGACAAUCUGCAGUCCACUAAAGCUUCGUUUGGUGAGCAUGCUCACAUCUUUUUUCUGGUCACUACAAUCCACAAUCAGGGUUUAAACUUAGAAACAUUUUCACAUUAGGGAGACCAUGCCAUCAAAAUACACACUUAAUCUGUCAUAGUGCAUGUGUGUCUUGACUACAUUGAGUCCAUUAAUUUUUUUUCUCUCCCUUUUGCAACAGAGGAAAACUGUGGUAGAUGCCAGCCUGGAUGGAAAUUCUUUAGAACGUCCUGCUAUUAUGUUUCCACCCUUGAUGAGUCCAACUCCAAAAAGAACUGGCUGGAAAGCAGAGCAGACUGCAUUAGUAAGGGCGGAGACCUGCUUGUGAUCAAUAACCUACAGGAACAGGUGGGUUAAUAAACAAAGGAAAGUGUUCAGUCUCUUACUCAUGUUUUGCAUCAUUAGGAAAUCUUUAAUUGUUCAAGAAUCUCUUACUAUAGUUAAAGAGGAUGCAAAGAUAACACUUUGACUAAGAUGUCCAAUGACAAAGUAAAAGAGCGUGAUAAUAUUUGAGCCUUUAAAAAGCCUCAGGUAGAAACAACUUUGAGGAAUUGCAACUUUAAUCUGAGGCUCCCUUGACUUUGAUAGACUGUGGCCUUACAAGUGGUGAUGUUUAUAUUGCAUUCACAUCUUGUUUCCACUGCCUUCAAGUGAUAAAAAAAUAAAAAAAUAAAAACAAUUUAAUCUUUGAAAAUGAAAAUGAAAUAUUGACCCUUGGAUGUUACCACUAAUGUUAACUGCAAUUUCGAAGCCUCUGGUUUUGGGAUUUUGUCCAAAGGUGUUGUUCUGUUCUGAAGGAUAAUCUAUAAACUGGAAAAUGAGCUAUUAAAGAUAUAAUGGGUAAAAAUGGUAACAAUCUGCAAUAUCUAACUGGAACAGUUCUUAAACUGUCUUUCUCAGCAAACUCUAGUAUUUUCUAUGGGCAUUAAAUGUCCUCCUAGCCUUGUUAUAACCUCUGCACAUGGGGCCCUCGUUUAGACUGUGAGGCUACCAUGUGCCCCCAUGCGUCCAUUUAUUUUGUUGUAGGGUCUAUUAAACUUGCUUUGGUGAAAGAUCUUCAUGUGUAUGAAAGGUUCAAAAAAGCAACAAAAGUUAAAGUUCAAGGCAUGUAUUGCAAGCUUUUUUGUGAUGCUCGAACACUCCUACAUGUCUGGUGAGUGUUAGAUUCAGAUAUGACGACAGGAAGGAAAUGCAGUGCCCUGUUAUUCAAAAUAAGACACCACAAAGACAAAAUUUGGGUAUAGAACAGUGACACGAAAUGCAUUAUAUAUAUAUAGAAAUAGAAAGUCAUCCAUGAGGUAUGAACUCACACAUGUCUGCUGUCUUGCAGCAACUCGUAACAAGCAUCCUUCCAACCCAGAACAAUCGUGAUUUAUGGUGGCAGAAGGGAUACUGGAUUGGCCUCACUGACGUAAAGAUAAAGGGAACCUGGGUGUGGGUGAACAAUGUGACUGAGGUGGAAACAAUGUAAGCAUUUUCGGUAACACUUGACGCCUAUCUCUAUAGCACAUUAUAAAUAUAUGUAUAAUGCAUUAUAACCAUAUUAUAGCACUGCAUAACUAUAGUUAUAAACACUCAUAAAUGAUCAUAAUGCUUUAUAGCAAUAAUCAUAACACAUUAUAAAGCAUUUUAUCAUGACUUAGAAGGUCAGGUAUUAUGAUGUGUUAUAACUGUUAACAACAGUUGCAUUGCAUUAUCUAUGUGGGCAUUGUCAGUGAGUUGUUAACAUCUGUAACUCAUUAUAAUACCUGACCUUGUAAGUCAUGAUAAAAUGCUUUAUAAUGUGUUAUGAUUAUUGCUAUAAGGCAUUAUGAUCAUUGAUGAGUGUUUAUAACUAUGGUUAUACAGUACUAUAACGUGAUUAUAACGCAUUAUAAAAAUAUUUAUAAUGCAUUAUGGAGAUAGGCGUCAAGUAAAGUGUUACCGCAUUUCCCUAUAUUUCUCAGUGGGUUUUACAAAACUAACACCAUGAACAACAAACUCACUAAAUUCUUGUCUGAAUGGUUUCAUCCAUCCAAGAUACUGGAGAACUGGGCAGCCUAGGAGUGAAGGGGAACAGAGUGGGAACUGCGCUGCAUUGUUAUUCUUCUCAAAUACCAACAGGAUGUGGUACAAUGGAAACUGCCAAGACCAUCGAUAUAACUGGAUCUGUGAGAAACAGGCGAGCUCAGUGUGAAACCCCUCGAGCAGAGAUCAUACAUACUGAUCAAAUUGUUUUCAUCCGUGCAAACUCUUUCAAAUAAACAUUGGCUUACAUAUUAACAUGUCUGCUGGGAUUUUUACCCACUGAGGUACAUUUCAUUGUGUAACUUUAGACAUCUGCUGGUGUAAAAUUGUUGUAUGUGCAAGACAAUACGUUUGCUAAAAACUUACUGUAUGAAACUGCUGGUAAUGAAAAUUGCUGUGUCAUAUUACACUUGAAUAAUUGAAUAAAAAAGUAGAUUAUUAUCAUUA
Xyrichtys novacula (pearly razorfish) is the source of this 4381-nucleotide messenger RNA. Lineage: Eukaryota; Metazoa; Chordata; Actinopteri; Labriformes; Labridae. The record is from the annotation of a GenBank genome assembly.